CUUCAAGUUGGCAAUAUCCAAUAAAAAAAAAAAAAUCCAACAUGGCCACACACACACAAUUUUUACUAAUCUCUCCCCACUUUGUGACUUGUGUAUAUUUAUUUCUCAUCACUUUGAUGAUGAUAUAUUGUCAUUCGUAAAUUCCCCCUCAACUGAUUUAACAUCAAAAAAUAACAACAAUAACAAUAGUUAAUAAAUACACAUUACACACACAAAAAGUACCGUCAACAAAUAAUACACAUAUUAAAAAAAUGACUCUUACUCUUACUUGGUUAUCAGCAAUACCAAGCAAAUAGUCUCAUCCCCAAUAAAAAAUAUACAUAUUAAAAUUUUAUAAACAAAUAUACAUAAAAUUUACUUCAUUUUUAUCAUUGUCAUUAUUUUUUAAAAAAAUGACUAAACAGUGUUAAAGUAUCUUAUAAAAAAAAACAAUCAACAAAUCUACAAACUAAUCAACAAAAGUGUGUGUAAUUUUUAUAUAUUUUUUUUUAUUAUUUAAAUGUGUACAGUGUAUGUGUGUAACUAUCUCUCUCACGACACAUUGACACGCCCGUGACGAUGACAAUAAAUCAACUGUCUCCUAGAUCCACCUUUUUUUUUUAAUUUUAUUUUUUUAAAUUAUAUUUCUUUAUUAUUCAACUUAAAUAUUAUAUAUUUUUUUUGAUAUUGUGUAUGUGUUUGUGUUUGUGUUAGCGUGUGUCAAGUGGCAGGCUCAAAUUGAGCAACAAAAAUUAAAAAAAAAAUAAAUAAAAACAAGAUAAAUAAUAAUAAUAUAAAGUUAUGUUAAAAAAAUUCUUGUUUUAUCUGAACUCAGUGUGUUCAUGAACUCGUUGUCUUGCUCGACCUGGAAUGGACGGGAUUUGUGCUAAAUAUUAUUCAAUAUUAUUGUGCCAAUAUUUUUUUAUAAUUAAUAAUUUAAACAACUGGAUUAAUUCAUUAUCUCAGUACGAAGAGGUGAUUGUGUGAUAUAUUUAUUUAAUAUAUAAAUUAAAUAAUAUUAUAGAGGAAUGGCUAGUUUGUCAGUUACAACGUCAGUUAAAGCAGCCAGUAGUUCUCGUGGUACAUCACCAAGCAGAGGUAACACACAUCAACGACAAUCAUCAGCAAAUUUAGAACACGUGCCAAAACUAUGUAAUCCAACAGUACAAACGGAAGGUAGUACUGGAAGUGGAAGUAGCAGUGGUGGUGGUGGUGCUGUUGGAAUGAGAAAUACUCGUCAACAAUCACCAGGUGCUACAACACGUUCGGCUGAUAACACCAUGGAUGAUUCUUGUAUAAACCAAUCAACUAUUGACACUGAGGAAUUAAUUCCUAAUAUUCAUCUUCCCACUGAUGAUGAAUGGGAUACAUCGGGUCAAUUGUUUAUGUCGAAUGGAUCAUCAGAAUUAAUAAGUGAUGAUGUUGAUGCAACUGGUACACGUGUACGUCAAGCUAUCGAAAAUGUACAAAAAAAAAUAACUAAAACACGGGAUUCCAUUAGAACUGAACAAACUACACGUGAUGAAAAUGUUAAUGAAUAUCUUAAAGUAGCAGCAGGUGCUGAUAAACAACAAUUGGCACGUAUUAAAACAGUUUUUGAAAAAAAAAAUCAAAAAUCAGCUCAUAAUAUUGCACAAUUACAAAAAAAACUUGACACUUAUACUAAAAAAUUAAGAAAUUGGGAAAUGAAUGGUGCACCAGCGAGUCAUCGACAACCGCGAGAAGUACUCAGAGACAUGGGACAAGGUCUUAAAAACGUGGGUGGAAAUAUAAGAGAUGGAAUUACUGGAUUUUCUGGAAGUGUCAUGUCGAAACCAAGAGAAUUUGCACAUCUUAUUAAAAAUAAAUUUGGCAGUGCUGACAAUAUCAAUUCAUUAUCACUUGAUGGUAAUGGUUCAACUUUUUAUGUAAAUGAACAACAACGUACAGGUAACGGUGAUAAUACAAGUGUCGAUGAUGAAAAACAACAUCAUGGAUCAGCAACUUUACCUGGUGGAUGUAGUCUAGGAUCUGGUCAUAGUGGUGUACCAGUUAAAUUUCCAUCUGAAGAAGGAUCCGAGUGUUCAAGUGUUACUAGUGAAAGUGGUCCUGGUAGUAGAGGACAAACACAUACAUGUCCAACAAAUAAUUCAGCAUUUAGUCUUAAAUCAAUAUUUGCUGAAUUGCAAGAACAUCGUGAGACAUUUGAUCGUAUGAGAGAAAAACUUGAUAAUGUCAAGACAUUACAACAAGAAGUUACAUAUUUAUCAAAUUCAUUACAAGAAGAAAGAUUUCGUUGUGAAAGAUUAGAAGAACAAAUUAAUGAUUUAACUGAAUUACAUCAAAAUGAAGUUGAAAAUUUAAAACAAACAAUAACAGAUAUGGAAGAAAAAGUACAGUAUCAAAGUGAAGAUCGUUUACGUGAUAUACAUGAAAUGUUAGAAAGUUGUCAAACUAAAAUAUGGAAAAUGGAACAUCAACAGCAACAACAUCAACAAUAUGUUACACUUGAAGGUCUUGAUAAUAGUAAUGCUAGAGCAUUAGUUGUUAAAUUAAUAAAUGUGGUGCUAACUGUACUUCAAGUUAUAUUGUUACUUGUUGCAACUGGUGCUGGUAUUAUGAUGCCAUUUCUAAGAACAAGCUGUAAUAAGCCUCAUUGUUUCAUGUGCAGGGUGCGCAUUUUGACAACAACAUUUGUCGUUCUUGGUAUUGUAUUCGUUCUCAAACAAUGGCCAGAGGUUCAUGACGUUGGAAGUCAUCUAAUGCGACAUAUAAAACAAACUCUUGCUGUCAAGUAGCAUUGGUGGAAUUAAUAAAUAUUUCUAAAGACUCAAUUUUUUAUUUAAACAAUUUUCUAUCGUCUCUAAAGUAACUGAGCAAUAAAAUUAGAUAGUUAAUUUAGCAAUUAAUUGUGCAUGAUUAUUGCUAACUUGAAUGACAAAAUAUUGAACAAUAAAAUUUAAAAAAUAAAGACAAAAAAAUAAUACUUGAAGAAUAACUUUUAUAACUGAUAAAAACAAUAGAAAAAAAAAAAACAAAAAACGUUUGAGUAAUGAUUUAUAAUUCUCUAUUGAGUUUAAAAUUUAUUUAUGUGUAAUUUAGUGUAGAAAUUGAUGAUGAUAAUAAGGAGAUAGUUGUAAUAAUUGUAUCAUAUGAAUUAGUCGUAAGAAUAUGUGAUAAUUGACAUGGUGGAAAAAGAAAGAAAACGAAAAAAAAAAAAACAUGUUAAAUAUGAAAUUCAUAAACUGAGUAUCCCUUGGAGAUGUGGCUGGCUCGAUCCUCCGUGAGUUUAUAAAUAAUUAAUAAAACUCAGUGUGCGUAAAUAUUGUUUAACUAAAAAAAAUUGUGAUGUCUCGAUUAUGAAAAAAAAAAAAAAACAUUUUUGUGUUUGUUAUGACGAAAUUAAUAAUUUUUAAAUACAUCAUGACAACAUAGUGGAAAUGAGAAUAAGUCUGAGAGUUUGACAACUUCAAUAUUAACAUUAAAUAAUUAAAAUAAUAAUAAAAUUAAAAAUAAUAAAAAUAAUUAAUUAAAAUUAAUAUUUACCUGUGUUUUCGUGUUACGGACGAUCGAGUUUAUUUAUAAUAAAAUUGCUGCUGAAAUUAUUUAUUGAUAAUAAAAUAUUUUGAUAUAUACGUAUAUAUAAAAAAAAAAUUAAUAAAAUGUUAUUAACUAUAUUUUAUUAUUUUUUUUCUUUGUCAAAUUGCUGCAAUUCAAGUUUUUUUUUUUUACAUAAAAUUAAUGCACAAAUUCAGUAUUAUCCAGGAUCGUGUUGAAUAAAUAUUAUUUAAAAUUAUAUAUCAAUUUUUAAAUUUCAUGUUUAUCAUUAGGAUAAGUCAUUUUAUCAAUUUCAAUAUCACAUUUGACGGGGAAAUAUUUUCAAUAUAAAUAAAAGAGAUAUCAAAAUAAUUUAUAAAAAAAAAAUACAGAAUUAUUCUGUACAAUUUUAUCAUCGCUCUCUCUUUCUCUCUCUUUUUCUCUGGUAUAAUAUCGUCAAACUGCUGUGACUAUAAAUAAGUUAUUUCUUUUUUUGUUUGAAUUAACAAAAUUAAUAAAAUAUUUAUAAUUAUUUUCUUGGGGAUCAAAAAAUAAAAAAGACAGAAGAAAAAAAAAUAGAAAAAUUAAUUUACAUUAAUUUAAAUGACUUGAAUAAAUUAUCUGCCAAAAAUCAUUAAAUUAAAUAUCAUCCAUCGAAAUUUAAUAAAGAAAGAAAAAAUAACUUGUGGAAAUUAAAAUUAUAAAUUUCUUAGCGUCCGAUAUUUUAUUUUGAUACUAUUUUUAAGUUUUUCAUUAUUUUAUCAUUAAUUAUCAUUUAAUUAUAAUUCAUAAAUGUGUGUAUGGUUCUAUGUACACAAGUCCAUAGAAAAAAAAAAUGAAAAAACAUUUUUUUUUAAAAUAAUUAAGUAACUAGUUAAAAGUAUUAAAACAAUUAAAAUGUUUUUGUUUUUUCGAAUAGCACUGGUGGCUGCUUGCAUCCACAAUUUGACGACCGGGUCGUGUGUCCCUCUCAAAUAAAUUAGAAAAAAAUUGAAAAUUAAAUUUCUAUUUGAAAUAUAAGAACAGAAAAAAAUUAUUAGUAAUUGCUUGCGAAUGUUAUUUUUUAAAUAGUUGAAUUAGAAAAAAAAAUACGAUUGAUUUUUAGCACAAAGCAAAUUAAUAAAUUAAAAUGUGAAUAGAUAUGUGUAUAUGAUUAUUAAUUUGACAAAUUAAUUUUCAAAUAAAUAAUUAGAUAAAAAUUAAUAUAAUAAUCAAUGAAAAAAAUUCAUUGAUGAUAUGUAAAAGGGUUCCCUAAUAUUUAAUAAAUUAACAUGAAAAUUUGCAUAAAUAAAUUUAUCAAAAAACAAAAUUAAUAAAUAAAAAAAAACACAAUGAUGGAUGUAUUUUGUACUUUGUUAAUGACUGUUUGUAUAUUUUUUUAAUCGGCAAUUGCAAUUUUGUAUAAAAUAAAUUUUAUAA
Molecule: messenger RNA, 4914 nt
Organism: Aphidius gifuensis
Lineage: Eukaryota; Metazoa; Arthropoda; Insecta; Hymenoptera; Braconidae
Gene: Dmtn
Product: transmembrane and coiled-coil domains protein 1
Exons: 12
Coding region: 1008-2756 (582 amino acids)
Cellular component (GO): endomembrane system
Source: RefSeq, a predicted model, not a curated record